AUGCUGCAGUCAAACUCUCUGUCCAGUGUAGCUUCGAACUAUGAAUUGCCAGAGGAGGGCAACGAAAACUGUUUAAAGAGGCUGGGAAAAGACGUCGAGAUGAAAACAUUUACAACGAACGAAGAAUUUUUAGAACGCGAAAUCGAUAGCGAUCGACUAGGAAACAAAAUCGUGAAAAUCCUAUGUAUCGGCGGAGUGGGAAAUAUGGGUGUUCUUAUCAAUGAUUACCUCCAAGUAACGCCUCCAGUUCGAGGACUUCGCCCUUCUGCUCUCUUCGUGGAUCAGUAUUUGAAGAGAAUGAAAUGGCUCAGAAAUGAAGUAGAGAAACCGAUCUUUAUCAACCUGCGAAUCUUGGAGAUAGGUGAACUAGGACGUGUAUCAAGCCUACGGAGGAUUCUCUUUAAGGACUGCCAUGGAGCGCUGGUUUUCUGGGAAACACUAAGGCCUUCUUCGCUAAAUGAAGCUGUAAAAUUGAGGAAGAUGGUAAUGGAGGUUUGUCCGUCUGUUCCAUGUGUAUUUGUUACUGAUAACUUAGGAAAAGAGCUAUCACAAUGGAUUGGGGCUGGCAAGACAUUUGAAAGUGAACUGGCAUUGAAUCAGUUUUGCCACAAUCACGGCCUUGUGAGUCAUUUCGAGAUCGUUUCACGCGAUUGGGUGUCCGGUGAAAAGAGCGUUUUUGGACAAGCUGUGAACUGCCUUAUGAAGGAAAUCUUUCAGAGCGAGCAAACAGAGGAAGAGACCUCGAUGUAAUGCAACUGACCGUUUUAG
Pocillopora verrucosa is the source of this 768-nucleotide messenger RNA. Lineage: Eukaryota; Metazoa; Cnidaria; Anthozoa; Scleractinia; Pocilloporidae. The record is from RefSeq and is a predicted model, not a curated record.